UAAAAUAAGUUAAUCUUGAAUCUUGUAUGUAUAUCCAUAUUUUUGGUUCGUUCAUAACUUUAUGACUGAACUUAUCAUCCGAAUCUCAGCUAAAACCCAUUCAGUUCCCUCUUACUCCAUAUUUUCCAUUGCUCUCCUCCAUGAAUCUUGUUCGGUUCCAUUACCGAACCUCCAUUUUUCCAAAUUGUCUCUCCCAUUCCUCCUCUCCCCAAAUCCCCAAUCUCACUCUCAAAUGCUCUUAUUCUUCCAAAACCCAAACCCCAGCUCGGGACAGACCCAUCGACUUCGGAAAACACAAGGGAAAAUUACUGGGAACACUCCCUUCCAACUACCUCAAAUGGGUCUCCAAGACACUCAGAGCUCGGGAUUUUGAAGACUGGGCCAAGCUCGCCGACCAAGUCCUCCAAGACCCAGUUUACCAAGAUCGAAUCGAAUGGGAAUUCGCCCAGAACAUUUUGGAUGGUAAUAGGUCGUCGCUCCCCUCAUCUUCUGGGAAUGGGAAAGCGGUUUCUGAGUUACUAGAGGUAAGUGAGAAAUUUGGUUGGGAUAAUGAUGAUAAGGUUGGUUGGAGCAGAGUGGAUUUUGAGCUUCUGGGAACUUCGAAAAGCGGGCGGAUUCCCAGGGUAGGGGGAAGAAACGGAGGGAAAAGAGAGGAUUUGAGAGUGGAAAAGAGAGGGGAUGGAAAAGAGGAAGGGGAAGGAGGAGAGAGGAGGAGGGAAAGGAGGGAGCGGAUGAGGAUGAAGUUGAAGAAAGAGGAGAAAAGUAGUAGUGGUAGUUUGGGAAAUUCAGAUGUUGGUGGUAAUGGGAAUGAAGUGAUGAGAUUACAAAGGAAGAAGGAAAGUGCAGAAGAGGUUUACAAUCCAUUCCCUGGACGUGAAUCUCUCUUGAAAAAAGUACUCCAACGUAGAACAUUUUCAUAGCUUUUUUUUUUAUUUUGAAUUUUUAAGAUUUUGAUUGUAAUUUUUUAGCUAUUUAAUAAUGUAAUUUUCUUUUUCUUUUUUUAUUGUUAUUUAGGCGAAAGUUUGUAGACUUUUUUUUUUCGGGACAUUAUACACGGAGAGUGUCACCUCUUUCUUUGGGGUACAUUUCUGUACUCCAAUAUCUGAUCUCAAUAUAUGAGAUGGUUUAGUGAUAGAAACAUUUGCCAGGCUUUAUAAUAAUACUUCAAAUAUAUAUAAUGCAUAAACACAAGCUGUUUCUUAA
This is a messenger RNA of Humulus lupulus (European hop), 1203 nucleotides long. RefSeq lists its product as uncharacterized. Lineage: Eukaryota; Viridiplantae; Streptophyta; Magnoliopsida; Rosales; Cannabaceae. The transcript has a single exon. The coding region runs from base 141 to 920 and encodes 259 amino acids. The record is from RefSeq and is a predicted model, not a curated record. Gene Ontology annotation, cellular component: plastid.